CAGGAGGUUUCAUGCACAGAAUAGAGCUCGAGCUUUCCACAGCCAGUGACCACGUCUGACUUUAGAUGUUACCCAAAAUGCAAAGAUCUCGUGUUUUCCCAAGAAACCUUGCAAGCCAAAAGCGCACGAGGAUCUUCUCUGAUGGUGGAUUGUAGUCCGGUGUGCGCGCACAGAGAGCGAAGCGCUCGCGCCCCUGCACGCGCGCGAUGGAGAACUUUCCGAAAGAGGAGACUCUCUGGCCGCUGAACAGAUCGUGGAGCGAGUCGAGUAGCGGAAACGAAAGUAUAGCUGCGAACAGGACUGUCAACCCUCUGAAACGCAACGAGGAGGUGGCCAAGGUGGAAGUGGCGGUGCUGUUUGUAGUGCUGUUGCUCGCACUGGCUGGGAAUCUGUGCGUACUGGCGGCGCUGCACGUGAGCAAACGCGCGCGCUCGAGGAUGCAUUUCUUCAUGAAGCACCUGAGCAUCGCCGAUCUGGUCGUGGCCGUGUUCCAAGUGCUGCCGCAGCUUAUCUGGGACAUCACAUUCCGCUUCUAUGGGCCAGAUUUCUUGUGCCGCUUGGUGAAGUAUCUGCAGGUGGUAGGGAUGUUUGCCUCCACCUACCUGCUGGUGCUGAUGUCCGUGGACCGGUGCCUUGCAGUGUGCCAGCCUCUCCGCUCGCUGCGACGCAGGAAGGACCGUGAGUAUGUUCUUGGGUCGUGGCUCUUGAGCCUGUUGCUCAGCCUCCCGCAGACAUACAUCUUCUCCCUCAAAGAAGUUGCCCAGGGGGUCUAUGACUGCUGGGGAGACUUUGUGCAGCCUUGGGGGGCAAAAGCCUACAUAACAUGGAUUAGCCUUACCAUCUACAUCAUACCUGUUACCAUUCUGAGUGUGUGUUAUGGCCUUACAAGUUUUAAGAUAUGGCAAAACUUCAAGCUGAAGAGCAGAAGGGAUCAGCCUCUAAGACUGUCUCGGGAGCUUGCGGAUGGUGCAGCACUCUCACGUGUCAGCAGCGUGAAACUAAUCUCUGAGGCGAAAAUCAGGACAGUGAAAAUGACAUUUGUUGUCGUCUUGGCCUAUGUUGUGUGCUGGACGCCGUUCUUCUUCGUGCAGAUGUGGUCAGCUUGGGAUCCUAUGGCACCGAGAGAGGCAAUGGCAUUCAUUAUUGCCAUGCUGUUGGCUAGCCUGAACAGUUGCUGUAACCCCUGGAUCUACAUGUUCUUCGCUGGUCACCUGUUCCAUGACUUGAUGCAGGACUGUCUGACAGCAUUACGCUGUAACUGUAUGGUGCAGCAGAAUCCUAACAGCCAUUCAGCAGGAAUAAUGAUGAAGAACACUGGGAGUCAGAAGAGCCUUACCCAAACAUCAACUACAUAAAACACCAGACUGCAAGGAAGACAAGAAACUGUACUGAACUUUACUGACUUGUUUUAUUAAAAAAAAAAACAAAAAAAAAACAUA
Messenger RNA from Clarias gariepinus (North African catfish), 1439 nucleotides. RefSeq names its product oxytocin receptor b (gene oxtrb). The record is from RefSeq and is a predicted model, not a curated record. Gene Ontology annotation, cellular component: membrane. The coding region runs from base 207 to 1355 and encodes 382 amino acids. Gene Ontology annotation, biological process: positive regulation of vasoconstriction; regulation of systemic arterial blood pressure by vasopressin; maternal process involved in parturition. NCBI's taxonomy places the organism in Eukaryota, Metazoa, Chordata, Actinopteri, Siluriformes, Clariidae. The transcript is spliced from 3 exons. Gene Ontology annotation, molecular function: vasopressin receptor activity; peptide binding; oxytocin receptor activity.